AAAAGCUAGUUAGCCAGUACUACUACUGCAGCACGCACGGCAUCAUGGACUCCGAAACGAAGAGCCUUGAAUCUAUUAUUAACAAUAACCUAACUGGACGAGACUUAGAUGAAUUCAACAGAAUCUACUAUGGAAGAACAAACCACCAUGAAGUUCAAAUAAAAGACACAUCUCUAGUCGCUGCAAAAGAAAACGAUUUUGAAAUUGCUGCAUACGCUUUCCCUGCCAAAAAGGAACAUACAAGACCUCCAAGAAUAGUCAAGGUUGGAAUAAUCCAACAUUCCAUUGCUGUUCCGACAGACCGGCCUAUCAAUGAACAAAAGAAUGCUAUAUUCGCAAAGGUGAAGAAGAUUAUAGAUGUUGCUGGACAAGAAGGCGUUAAUAUCCUAUGCUUCCAAGAGUUAUGGAAUAUGCCAUUUGCAUUCUGCACACGAGAAAAACAGCCAUGGUGUGAAUUUGCUGAAUCUGUAGAAGACGGAGCUACAACAAGAUUCCUUCGGGAACUGGCCAUUAAGUACUCAAUGGUAAUCGUCUCUUCUAUACUUGAAAGAGACGAAAAACAUGCAGAUAUUUUAUGGAAUACUGCAGUCGUAAUCAGCGACACUGGUAACGUGAUUGGUAAACAACGCAAAAACCACAUUCCAAGAGUCGGAGACUUCAACGAAUCAAAUUACUACAUGGAAGGUAAUACAGGUCAUCCAGUUUUUGCGACGCGUUAUGGCAAAAUCGCUGUUAACAUCUGUUUUGGACGUCAUCAUGUCUUGAAUUGGAUGAUGUUUGGCCAAAAUGGCGCUGAAAUAGUCUUUAACCCAUCUGCGACGAUCGCUGCUGAAGCUGGAAGUGAGUACAUGUGGAAUAUUGAGGCCAGGAACGCUGCUAUUACAAACUGUUACUUCACAGCAGCUAUUAACAGAGUUGGUUAUGAAGAGUUCCCUAAUGAGUUUACGUCUGGUGAUGGUAAGCCUGCCCAUAAAGACCUUGGUCUAUUCUAUGGUUCGAGCUACUUCUGUGCUCCGGACGGCGUUCGGUGUCCAGGGCUUUCCCGCUCGAAGGAUGGCCUGCUAAUAUCCGUAAUGGAUUUGAACUUGAACCGUCAAAUAAGGGAUCGGCGUUGUUACUACAUGACACAGCGGCUUGAUAUGUACGUGAGGAGUCUGAGCCGAGUUCUGGAGCUGGAGUUCAAACCUCAGGUUGUCCAUGAGAAUGACAAGUGCAAAGAUAAAGAAUAAAUGUUAUUUUUCAUUAUAA
This is a messenger RNA of Leptidea sinapis, 1248 nucleotides long. RefSeq names its product beta-ureidopropionase-like. NCBI's taxonomy places the organism in Eukaryota, Metazoa, Arthropoda, Insecta, Lepidoptera, Pieridae. Bases 45 to 1229 code for a protein of 394 amino acids. The record is from RefSeq and is a predicted model, not a curated record. Gene Ontology annotation, molecular function: beta-ureidopropionase activity. The transcript has a single exon.